This is a messenger RNA of Manihot esculenta (cassava), 1539 nucleotides long. RefSeq lists its product as uncharacterized. The record is from RefSeq and is a predicted model, not a curated record. NCBI's taxonomy places the organism in Eukaryota, Viridiplantae, Streptophyta, Magnoliopsida, Malpighiales, Euphorbiaceae. Bases 1 to 1539 code for a protein of 512 amino acids. Gene Ontology annotation, molecular function: nucleic acid binding; RNA-DNA hybrid ribonuclease activity. The transcript has a single exon.
AUGGUGAGUGGAAAGGGCAUUGAGCCCAACCCGGAGAAAGUAGAAGCUAUCUUGAAUAUGCCAGAGCCUACCUGUGUGAGGGAUGUCCAGAGACUUACUGGGAGAGUGGAGGCGCUCAAUCGGUUCAUGUCGAGAUCGGCGGAGAGAUGCUUGCCAUUCUUUAAAAAGUUGAGAAAAGUGCCGAACUUCGAAUGGACCGAGGACUGCCGAGAAGCUUUCAAAGAGCUCAAAAGUUAUCUUAGCUCGCCUCAUGUGCUCAGCAGUCCGAUGGAAGGAGAAGAGCUUCUGAUUUAUUUAUCAGCCUCAGAACAAGCUGUCAGUGCUGUGUUGGUUAGAGUGGAAGGAGGGGAGCAGAAGCCUGUCUUCUAUAUCAGCAAGGUGCUUAAAGAUGCCGAGAUCAGAUAUUUGAACAUCGAGAAGAUUGCAUACGCUCUGUUGCUAGCAGUUCGGAAGUUUAGGGUCUAUUUGGAAAGCCACCAGGGAGUAGUAAUGACAGACCAACCUCUGAAGAAGAUCUUGCACAGGCCGGAAACCUCAGGUCAGAUGUUGGCUUGGUCCAUUGAGAUUAGUCCUUACUGUCUAGAGUACCGACCUCGGACCGCUAUCAAAUCUCAAGUCCUAGCUGAUUUCAUAGCAGAGUGCACAUUCAAUGAAGAACAAAAGGGGCCGGGUAAGCUAGCUUCUGAAGCAUCGGGAGAGGAGACAGAGGGGCAGUCCUCUCAGGAAUUCGACUGGAAACUAUACGUGGAUGGGGCAUCAGGCGCCGGGGGCAGUGGUGCCGGAAUACUGCUGAAGGGACCUGGAGAGUUUAAGGUUUGCUAUGCCUUACGCCUAGAAUUCAAAGCCUCAAAUAAUGUGGCAGAGUAUGAAGCCCUAAUAAAUGGGAUGCUGGUAGCAAUGGAGGUGGGGGCGACCGACCUCGAAGUGAAUAGUGACUCCCAGCUGGUGAUUAAUCAGAUAACCGGAGCAUAUCAGGCUAGAGACCCAACCAUACAGAAUUACCUGGCAAAGGUAAAAGCCAUAGAAGCUGAGCUCAAGGGUCGGGGAGUCACAGUUAAAUACCAAAGAAUACCCCAAGAGGAGAAUGAGAAAGCAGACUUGCUCAGUCGGUUGACUAAAGAAGAACUAGAACAACUUCCUGAUGAGGUAUACAUACAGUAUGUCAGCACGCCUGCUUUUAAUAAAACAAUCACUGUAUUUCAGGUGGAGCAAAACCAGAACUGGAUGACCCCGUACUUGGAAUACCUAGAAAAAGGAAAGCUCCCUGAAGACAAGGGCGAAGCAAAAAAGAUAGCGGCCCGAGCUGCCAACUAUCAAGCCAUAAAGGGAACUUUGUACAGAAGGGAGAAAUCCAGUCCGUGGCUCCACUGUGUGAGCCCAGAGGAGGCAAUAAAGGUGAUGGAGGAAAUACAUAGAGGAAUGUGCGGAGCUCACAAAGGAGUAGGAACGCUGGCUAAUAAGAUAUUCAGGCAAGGGUACUACUGGCCCAUCGUUAAGAAGGAAGCAGAAGAGUUUGUUCGAAGAUGUGAUGUCUGCUAG